CAGUCGACAUUCUCCAAUUCCCUUUCAAAGAUUUUAAAUUGGUGGUUAUAUUUGUUGGUCCCGCGGAGUGUUUGAGUUGGUUUCUCGAUAGAAAAGAGUAGUUUAUUGGUCGUUUGUUUUGGAUGGAGUGGAAAGUACCCGCUUCUUAUUGUAUCCAUUGUGGUGACUUGAAGAGGCUUUGUCGCUGCAAUGGUAAGGCUGCUACAGUGGAGGCCAAAGAUUCGGGUUUUGUGCAGCUAAAACAAGAAGAGAGUGGAAGAGAGCUCGACAAAGUGGACAAUUCAAUGAAGGUUUCAGACAAGCUUGAUAAGGUGAAAGAGGAAGCCACUGGCACAAAGAUUUCUCAAGACAAUCAACGUUCUGUGUUCAAGACUCGUGAGAUACUGAAGGAACUUGAAAACUCUAAUAUCGUUCCUCCUUUUUCCAACUCUAGCUUAGAAAAUGAAGAGUCCAAGAUUUCUGAAAAUAUUUCCCAUAGCGUAUAUGAGACUUUUGGUGUACGCCUUCGUUCAAAAGAGAAGCUGAGCACCGUUGAAAAUAUGGCUCAAACGCUAAAUAAGGACUCUAUAAAUGACGGAAAGUCUAAGGAGGAAAAUGAAAGUCAUUCUGUUUCGAACUGGGAAGAAAAUGAACCAAACAAACAGCAAACACGUCAUGUGUCGGACGCCAUAGCUUCUAAACUUGUCCUAUUUGAUAGUCCUGAACAAUCAGAAUCAGCUAUUCCUCAGAAAAUAUCCUAUAGUUGUACAAAAGGAGCCACUUGUGUUGUGUGUCGACGUUCUGUACAUCCUAUAGAGAAGUUUCUUAGUCCCAAUGGAGAGUUAUAUCAUAUGAAUUGCCUGCGUUGUUCUAUUUGUCAGUGUUUGCUGGACUCUAGCUGUUUGAAUUGUUUUGAAAAUAAUUUUCUUUGUAACAAAUGUUUCGUCAAAAAGCCACGUUCCAUUCCUAACAACAGAUCAUCCUCUUAUAUGUAAAAUAAAUAAUAAGCUUUUUGA
Molecule: messenger RNA, 995 nt
Organism: Galdieria sulphuraria
Lineage: Eukaryota; Rhodophyta; Bangiophyceae; Galdieriales; Galdieriaceae
Exons: 3
Coding region: 123-974 (283 amino acids)
Source: RefSeq, a predicted model, not a curated record